This is a messenger RNA of Scedosporium apiospermum, 864 nucleotides long. RefSeq lists its product as uncharacterized. The record is from RefSeq and is a predicted model, not a curated record. Lineage: Eukaryota; Fungi; Ascomycota; Sordariomycetes; Microascales; Microascaceae. The transcript has 2 exons. Bases 1 to 864 code for a protein of 287 amino acids.
AUGUCGAAGCUAUCGCCCGGCCUCAAGGCCCUCAUCAACGCGCCCUUUGCGCGCCCAAACCAAACGCCCGCCCCCGCCCGCAUUCGUGGCGUCUACCAGGCCAUCGCCAGCGACGCAGCGAGACGCAAAGUCGGCCUCAAGCCUUGGGUGGUCUUGUGCAGCGCAGCCACCUUUACUCUCAACUCCCCCGAAUCCCUAGCAAUCCUCCAAGAUGUCGCCUCCGACUAUUCCUCCUCCUCCUCGCCGCCUCUCUCUCCCGUCCAAGUAGCCGAGCUGAUCCGCGAAGUCGGCCUCAAAUGCAUCUCCUUCAACGGCAUCCCCCGCUCCAUCAACUGCCUCAACGCCUUCCACGCCUCGCUACCCGCCGAGAUCACCUCCCAGCUCGAGACGAAGUCGUCGCGCGCCCCGACGCCCGAGAUCCUGCCGGCCAUGAUCGCCCGCGGCCGCGCGCUCUGGGACAGCGUGUACCGGCCGUUCGAGAACUCCCUCGUGACUAAGCUGGCGACUUCGCAUCCCGACUUGCCCGUGCACAUCCUCAACAGCCACUACGCGGGGCUUCUAUCCGAUCCGGACGCCGAAGUGCGUGGCAACCUAGCGUCCACCGGUCGCGUGCUGACGAGUGUCAUUGCCCUGGCCUGCCUCCGCUCUCAAACUGGCGUUGGACCCCAGGUGCUAAGCCACGUGUUUGGUCUACGCAAGGCUAUCGAGGACGGGUCGUAUAAGGCGCCCGGUCAGGAGGUUGUAGAAGGCGCUGAGUGGUUGGCGACUGAUGAGGGGAGCGAGUGGAUCUUGAGGACGAUCGAUUCUAUUUCUCGGACACUCGGUGGAGGGAAUUUUGCGCAGGAUCCCCAGGCCAAGCUGUGA